AUGGUCACAAACGAAGGCCUACAAGAGUGCAAAAAGAGCUUGGCUGUGACGGCUGCCAAGCUGGAAAAGCAUAUGCGAGACGUUAUGGAUCGGCUACUCUCGAAAUCAGAGACUGCAAUUUCUUCUAACGAAGAUGCUCAAGACCUCUCCAGGCUGCGGGAUGAGUGGGAAACUGCUCGGCAGUGCUUGGAGAUUUGCUCACGGGCGGAUAGUCACUUAAAGGAAAAUGUCAGCGUUAUCGAAAAUUAUGGCACUGGCGACGCUCUGCAGUUUAUGGUAUCCACGAACGGGAAGGUUCUUCAUGGAAAGAACCGGGGUUUGGGUUGGAGGAGCAGGCAAGUGGGAGGCUACGUAAGCAACGAGUCAGUCCAGCAACUAUCGCGAGACCUCGCAGUUAUGUACACCAGUCACUUGAGGAGUGAAGAACACAUCUCAAAAGAUAGCACCAUGCCGGGAGCAAGCGACGUGGUGGAAGGCGAGGCGACAACCGGUUUUAAGGAACGAUACGGGCGAGGCUUCACUUUAAGAACAGUGCGCACGCCAGACACACAGAUGUCCUCUCCCGGUGCGAGUAAUGGAUGGACGGAAACCCGAGGUGAAACAUCGCGGAUGUAG
Messenger RNA from Aspergillus lentulus, 615 nucleotides. The record is from RefSeq and is a predicted model, not a curated record. NCBI's taxonomy places the organism in Eukaryota, Fungi, Ascomycota, Eurotiomycetes, Eurotiales, Aspergillaceae.